Paramuricea clavata is the source of this 438-nucleotide messenger RNA. Lineage: Eukaryota; Metazoa; Cnidaria; Anthozoa; Malacalcyonacea; Plexauridae. The record is from the annotation of a GenBank genome assembly.
AUGCAAAAAGAAAAGUUAUAUAUUCAUAAAGAUCAUCUACAGCGAACAUUCUUGCAUAUUGCUAUUGAAAAAGCAAACAACACCCUUGCUAAAGCGCUUGUAUUUAGUGGUUUCAACGUUAAUACUAAAGAAGGAUGUGGUAUAACUCCACUUCAUUUGACAAUUACUUGUGGCAACAUAUCAAUGGCACAGUUUUUGAUUGAUAGAAAUGCACAGUUCAAUGGUCCUAUGUUUUCAAGCAUUCCCUCUCCAAAGACGAUGGCUGAGAAACUUCACCUUACCGAGUUACUAAGAAUCAUGGAGGCGAAAGAAGAGGAAUCAGAAGAAGAUGACACUAUAGCCAGCAUUGACCAUAGAUUCAACCUGAAGCCAUUAAUCAGUUCAACAGAGGAAACAGAGAAAUUAGUAGGAGAGUCGAAGAGUUUGUCACUCACAUAG